Messenger RNA from Perca flavescens (yellow perch), 1081 nucleotides. RefSeq lists its product as uncharacterized. NCBI's taxonomy places the organism in Eukaryota, Metazoa, Chordata, Actinopteri, Perciformes, Percidae. The record is from RefSeq and is a predicted model, not a curated record. The transcript has 7 exons. Bases 269 to 982 code for a protein of 237 amino acids.
CACCCCUGAGGUGCCAACGUUUCUCAAGCAGUUUGCAAAUGCAGGCUGGUUUAAAGACCUGUAUCCUGAUCAAAAGUGCAUCCCAAGCACCCUGUCUCCAGAAGACUUCUCCUUGCAGCUGCUGGGCCGUCUAAACAGCUGCAGCGCUACGUCUAAGAUAGAGAUCCUGGCUGCACUGCAUGGACUGCGCAGCCAGGAUCUCUUACGGAAUACAGACGAGUUUUACCAAGGCCUCACUGACCUGGUGCCCGGGUUUGUGAGACCUCACAUGUCACCUGCGCAACGGGUUGUGCUUGUUGAAACGUUGAAUCUACUGGUGCGUCUUCGGUCUGCCAGCUAUGAGCUUGUGAAAAAGCUUCUCACACUUCUGGCUUUUAAAAAACUGGGUCUCCGAGAAACACUGCUGCGCAUGCUGACUGCAUUAGCUGUAAAUGAGGCUGAGCAGUGGCUGCUGCCAGAGCUGGAGAGCUGGGACUCGGAGCUGCAGGACCCGUCGGACAUCUGGAAGAGCCUCCAUGACAAAGCAGACUCUUGGCUGGAGUUUUGGAUCUCCAAAUACAAAGAACAUAAUAGGUUACUGUACCUUAGGAGUACAACAAAGUGGAAGCCAUCAACCCUAAGCAUGGUGGAUGUGCUGAAUUAUUUCUGCUGUGUCCAAAAAGAGGAGUACAGAAAGGCCCGAUAUGUUGCACCUGCUGGUCCCAAAAGAACUGUUCUUUUGCCCCUAUAUGACUGUAGUUCCAAACCAAUCCUUCGUCUAGGAGAGACUUACAGCAUGGCCAGGAUGUGGCGUCCACCAGGUUUAAUUCUUCCUCCCCUGAGAAGCCGUCCCUUCCUCAUGCACUUUCCCAAUUUCAUCUCUUUGCCAUUAUCGCGGGUCACUCUUUACCCCUUUCACAUCUACUCGGACAAGGACUGGGUGAAGGCCUCACCUCGCCGCUACUUCAUUCAACAGCAGUCGUACGUAGAGUACUACAGAUGAUGCCUUUUAGUCUGCAUCACUCCAUAAGCCAUAGCAAACAUUAGUUUGAAAUACAGUAUGUUCAUUCUUUUUGACAAUUAAAAGACUCUUAAAACAUUU